Messenger RNA from Schistosoma margrebowiei, 1023 nucleotides. The record is from the annotation of a GenBank genome assembly. Lineage: Eukaryota; Metazoa; Platyhelminthes; Trematoda; Strigeidida; Schistosomatidae.
CCUCAUCUAAAUUUCCGGGGGUUGAACUUCUACCGGGAGGUUCACUUGUUGACUUAGAAUAUGCCGAUGACAUAGUUUUAUUUGGUGAAGACGCUGACAAAAUGCAGAGUCUUCUGACCACUCUAAGCAACAAUGCAAGCAUGUUCGGGAUGCGAUUCUCUCCCUCGAAAUGCAAAAUGUUGCUUCAGGAUUGGGUUACAUCGACACCCGAACUAGUGAUAGGGAGUGAAGUAGUUGAGUGUGUCGACCGCUUCACUUAUCUUGGAAGUCUCAUCAGCCCUUGUGGUCUGGUGUGUGACGAAAUCUCAGCACGGAUACAGAAGGCUCGACUAGCUUUUGCCAACUUGCGUCACUUAUGGCGUAGGCGAGAUAUCCGUCUGUCAACCAAAGGACGUGUUUACUGCGCAGCAGUUCGUUCCGUCCUACUUUAUGGCUGUGAAACAUGGCCGGUAAGAGUAGAGGAUAUUCGUAGGUUACUAGUAUUUGAUCAUAGGUGUCUUCGAAGUAUUGCUCGUAUAUCCUGGGACCACCGAGUAAGUAACGCAGCUGUUAGGAAACGGGUACUAGGUAAGGAUGGCAAAUCAAUUGAUGAAGUAGUGAAACUUCAUCAGUUGAGAUGGCUGGGACACGUGUUACGUAUGCCCAACCACCGACUGCCUCGACGUGCUAUAUUCAGUGGUAUAGGAGUAGGUUGGAAGAAAGCUAGGGGCGGCCAGACCAAAACAUGGCACAAAUCCAUGAAGUCACUGACAAGUGGACUGAGUCAUGUUGGUAGGUGUAGACUACCUGGUUGGGGACCGCGAGAUGAUAGCAACCGAUGGUUAGAGACCCUGAAUGACAUGGCUCAAAAUCGUUUGCAAUGGCGCAGGUGCAUCCACUCUCUAUGUUCUCCCAAAUUCUAGUUAUCUGAAUUCUUCAUGCCCCUUUUUUUUCCUCUUUCCAAAUUUAUUUCACUGGAUUAUACUCGUUAAAUAACAUCUCCAAACCCUAAUCUUCCCGAUUACUGCUUAUACUCUUGCUACC